This is a messenger RNA of Cryptomeria japonica (Japanese cedar), 2166 nucleotides long. RefSeq names its product aluminum-activated malate transporter 14. The transcript has 6 exons. The record is from RefSeq and is a predicted model, not a curated record. The coding region runs from base 165 to 1796 and encodes 543 amino acids. Gene Ontology annotation, cellular component: plant-type vacuole membrane. Gene Ontology annotation, biological process: malate transport. Lineage: Eukaryota; Viridiplantae; Streptophyta; Pinopsida; Cupressales; Cupressaceae.
CUCUGAUAAACAAAUUGUUGGCCUUCCUAUUAGUUUCUGUGGACCCUGUAAUUUAUUUAAACAGACUUCAUCUCUAUCCUAUCUAUAAAAAGCCCUGGAGCAUUACAAAGUUCAGCAAGUGUCAAUUUCGUUUUACGUGAGAUAAUUGUGUUUAUCGCUCACUAAUGGCAACUAAUGGUCUCUGUGAGUGUAACAUCGACAUUGCAUUGGAAGGUUCUGAAAUAAAUUCUUCUCGAAGUCUUUUUGCAUGUAUGAAGAAAUUGAGCCAGCUUUUGGAGACACCUGCGAGGAAAAUGUGGAGGAAAUUGAGCCAGCUUUUGGAGACACCUGUGAGGAAAAUGUGGAAGUUUGGUAAAGAUGAUCCAAGGAGAGUCAUACAUGCAAUCAAGGUGGGCCUGGCAUUGUCUUUGGUAUCGCUGUUUUACUUAAUGGAGCCUCUGUUUGAUCAAGUUGGUGAUAAUGUCAUCUGGGCCGUCAUGACUGUUGUUGUUGUUUUUGAGUUCACAGCAGGCGCUACUCUGAGUAAGGGAUUAAACAGAGGAAUAGGCACAGUGGUAGCAGGUUCUCUGGCUAUAUCUGUUGGUUACAUUGCAGACAAGGCUGGCAAAAUUGGAGAACCUAUUACCAUCAGUUCUUCUUGUUUUGUUCUUGGGGCCCUUGCAACAUUCUUUCGUUUCAUCCCCAAGAUAAAGGUUAAGUACGAUUAUGGCGUUAUGAUUUUCAUCCUUACAUUCAACAUGAUAACAGUGUCUGGAUACCGCGUUGAAAACAUAUUCACCGUGGCUUGUCAACGCCUUUCCACCAUAGCAAUCGGGUGUGCAGUUUCCCUCAUUAUAAGUUUGUUCAUAUGCCCCAUCUGGGCAGGAGAGGAUCUCCACACCUCUAUUGUUAAAAGAAUUCAUGGUUUAUCAUAUUCUCUUGAAGGAUGUAUGGUAGACUAUAUGAAGCUUUCUGAGUAUUCUGUAAUAAACGAGGAUGAAUCAGGAAAAAUACUAGAAGGCAUCAUCUACAAAGGAUACAAGGAUGUCUUAGAUUCUAAAGCAAAUGAUGAAUCCUUGGCCAAUUUUGCUAGCUGGGAACCGAAACAUGGCAUGUUUGGGUUCAGACAUCCAUGGAAACAAUAUGUGCAAGUAGGUUGCAUGCUGCGUCACCUGGCUUACUGUGUUGUUGCUUUGCAUGGAUGCGUUCGUUCAGAAUAUCUGGCAGCCCACAUCAAUCUAUCAGCAUUCAAGAAACCCUCCACUUAUAAAGUGGGUAUGGAGGUAGUAAAAAUACUCCACGACUUAGCUGAGAGCAUGAAAAGUAUGAAGCAAUGCCCUCCUCCACAAUCCAUGAUGCAGAGCUUGCAUGUUGCAAUUGAGGAACUCAAUACUUCAGUCUGCUUUGAACCCAAAAUUUGGCACAUAAUCCAGCCACAUCAAAACACUGAUCUGAAUUCUACCCAACAAUCCUCAAAGAAAAGGGGCCAAUCUGAACAUCACAAGCCAAUGCAUGUACUUGAAAAUAAUGCCCAUAUCAAUAUUUCCACUGAAGGCAAUAGAAAACAUGAUUGCAGCUCUGAAUCGAUCUCUGUGGCUUUGGAAGAACAAGAUUCAGCUCUUAAUACAGAGGAACAGAAUCAUAUAUUUCUAAGUAUUGAGCCACCUUGUCAAUUUAAAAUGACAGUCAAUAUAGAAUUUCCAGAGGCAAUUCAUUUGGCUACUUUUGCAUCACAUGUGAUGGAGAUAGUGGCUAGGCUUGAACAUGUUAUUGAGUCUGUUCAAGAACUGGGAACACUUGCAGGAUUUGAACACUAGGCCUUCUCUAUACUUUUACUUAUAGGCCUGGAUACUACUGUCUUAAGUCAUAACAGUGUAGGAAUUUGUUCUUUAUAUGCCUUCUAGAUACUGUUUCUUAUAGGCCUUGAUACUGUCAUAAGUCAUAUUGUAAUAGUGUAGGAAUUUGUUCUUUAUAUGCCUUCUCAAUACUGUUUCUUAUAGGCCUUAAUACUGUCAUAACAGUAAAGGAAUUUGUUCCUUAUAUUCCUUCACACUCUUGUACAUAAGCCCUUGCAUGGGCAUAACAGUAUAGGUGUUUACGCUGUCCUCAUAGUGCAGUCAUAUUAGUAUAAGUCUCUGAAAAAAUGUUUCCAUAUGUUGAUCUGAAGAUAUAAUAGAGUUAAAAAUU